Ctenocephalides felis (cat flea) is the source of this 1245-nucleotide messenger RNA. RefSeq names its product E3 ubiquitin-protein ligase TRAIP-like. Bases 157 to 1197 code for a protein of 346 amino acids. The record is from RefSeq and is a predicted model, not a curated record. The transcript is spliced from 8 exons. Lineage: Eukaryota; Metazoa; Arthropoda; Insecta; Siphonaptera; Pulicidae.
UUCGGGGAUUUUUGUAAUACGUAUGAAAACAUUUUAAACGAAAUCAAUAAAUUUAUUUAUGCAAUUGUGUAGUAGAUUUGAUAAUUGUUUUUUAAUCAUUAUCAAAUCAAAUUUUUCAAUAAAGAUUUAAAUAGUAUAAAAUAAUUGUUCACAAUAAUGUUAGUACUGUGUGCCAUUUGCAAUGAAUUACUUGAAAGUUCAGUGGAAAUAUUUAUUACUAGUUGCGGACAUGUAUUUCAUUACAAGUGUCUUUCCCAGUGGCUUCCGAGAUCUUCAACUUGUCCUGAGUGCCGUUGUAGAACUACACCAUCUACCAUACAGAAAAUUUACUUUAACAUUUGUGCAAACAGAUCUCUUCUCGAAGACCCUGCUGUGUUACAAGAACAACUAUCAGAUGCAAAAUUAAGGAUCACUGAUCUUCAAAAAUCUCUUGAAUAUUCCAAUGAUACAUUGAAAUCAUCUGAAAAAAAAGUUUUGAAACUCGAAAAAAAACUGACUAAAACAAGUGCAGCUUUUGAUACAAUGAAAUAUCAAUACAAUUACUUUAAAGAUCAAAUGAAGGAACUGUCGGAGCUAAGAGAACAGAUACAAAAAAUGCAAGAAAAAGUGCAGUCCAUUAAAAAAGUUGACCUACUAUUAAAAUCAACUUGCAAAGAAGUGGAUGCAAUGCUUUCUAAUAAUACGAGUGUUGCAGAUUUGGCUAGUUUUGUAUCCUCACUCAAGAGCAAACUCACUUUAACUGAAGAAAAGCAAAACAACUUAAAACUUGGGUAUCAAAAAUUGCAACUAGAAGUUAUUAAAUAUAAAACCCAGUGUAUUCGAUUCAAAGAGAAACUUGAAAUGCAUAGCAACGAUCAAGAAAAAUUCAUUGAUUUACACAGGGAAAAGUCAAAUCUGUUGAAACGUAUUGCAGAAUUAGAAUCCAUAGUUGAACUUAACAAAAGUACACCACCCAAAACUAAGGCACUAAGCAACUCAAAUAAAAGUCCAGAUUCUCCAUAUUUACAAGUUGAAUCUAGCAGUUUUGGAAUGAUGCCGCUAAGAACAUUAUCAAAUAACAUCCCCUUAGUAGCAAAGAGGAAACUUGCAACAGAUAAUAAUCAAUAUUCCAUAUUCAAGAAAUCUCGUCUAAAUAAAUGUCAAACUAUGGCAUCUCUUUAUUCCCAAAAUUUAAACAAAAAGUGGAAGGAGUUUUAGUGAUGAUUGUCACAAUGCUAAUUUCUGGUAUUCUUUUGAAGAUCAUGA